Molecule: messenger RNA, 944 nt
Organism: Microbotryum saponariae
Lineage: Eukaryota; Fungi; Basidiomycota; Microbotryomycetes; Microbotryales; Microbotryaceae
Source: the annotation of a GenBank genome assembly
AUGGACGUGCGAGGCAACCUGAUGGUCGUCGGAACGGCCGAACGCAAGAUCCAAAUCAUCAACCUGCAAAGCCCCACCACCGUCUUCAAGACGCUCGACUCGCCGCUGCGAUGGCAAACUCGAGCAGUCCGUUUCAGAAAUUUUCCCUCGUCGCUGGUCAGGGCGUCACGCUUACAUUUGAACCUCCUCGAUGCCACAGGUCUCGUGCUUCCCUGAUGCGUCCGGAUAUGCCAUCGGAACAAUAGAAGGACGUGUAGCCAUCCAGUGAGUUCUGCUUACUUUAUUGAAUUGUGCUAGACCCAUCGAGCUGACCCGAGAAAUCCACCCGAGAAAUCCCAAAGACAUCUCGACGAGAAGAUGCAGUCCGCCAACUUCACUUUCAAGGUAUGUCAUCCCUCCAUCCAAUUUCCCUAAUCUUCAAACCUCUGAUAAUAAUCAUCCACAACAGUGCCACCGCAAAGACAACCCCGCCCCCUCGAAAUCACAAACCGUCUACGCGGUCAAUGCGAUCUCCUUCCACCCCUUGGGCACGUUCACCACCGCAGGAUCGGACGGGACAUGGCAUUCAUGGGAUUACAGCGCCAAGACACGGCUCAAGUGUGAGCAACCCCUGAACGCUCUGGAAGCGAGGCUCCUGUCUUCGGAACCCCCCCCCCCCCCCCCUCUCUGACGCUAUGCUUUCUUGAACAGCAUUCGAUUUCAAAGGCGGCCCGAUCGUCGCGACCGACUUCAAUUCGACGGGCAGCAUCUUCGCCUACGCCGUCGCGAAUGAUUGGUCCCAAGGGCAUACGGGCAACCGACCCGACUUUAUCAACAAGGUCUUCUUGCAUCCUUGUAAAGUAAGUCAAACCGAGCUAAUUCAUAGUCUUGCGCGUUCGAACGAGCCUGACCUUACGCCUCUCAUCGAAAAGGACGACGAAGUCAAACCCCGAGCCAAGAAGUAG